GAGCAUUAAACUGUCGAGUGUUCUGGCGGUGACAGGGCUGUCAGGGUCAGAUGGCUGCUCAGCCUGAUUACACCGGCUCACCGUAGAUCCUCGUCGACUUUACUACUGCAAAGCUAGCACGUUCUAGUUGUGCGGCGCAUUUUGCUUGUUUUUGUUUUCUCUCGUUGAAUCAGUGGUAGCUCGGCGUCAACCGGGAAGGAGCUACAGGUAGUUGAACAAGACCGUCAAGACUUCCUUCUCCUGGACGUCGUUGACAGAUCCACCUGUGUUUACGUCUCUGUGCGGAGAUGAGACGGAACAUCUAAAGCGAAGCACUGGUUGAUGGCGUUUGUGCGACAAAGUGGUGACUACUGCCACGCCCAACACAUGUAGACCCAACCAAUGAUGCAUUUGUACCAUGCAAUUGUGGGACCCUGAAGUCUAAACAAUCGAAUUGUGCCUGGGCAAAACAGCCAUCUGAUGGGGUAAUAAGUGGAGCAUCAAAUUCUAAGUGGAGAAGGACUGGAAGAUCUGCUGCUGCCAGACCAUAAAGGACUGAAGAGAAGAACUGAUAUAAAGUCUGUGAUAUUUAAACACAGAACUGAUGAUACAUUGUUGCCUCUUGAGCUAGGUAAAACUGAUGGGGUAGAAUAUUUUCCACAAUUGGAAAUAUUCUUUCUUAAAUUUGAACAUUCACAUCAAUUCUUCAAAACACCCACCCAUUCAUUCAACCAUUGAAGACUCAACAGCUGUCCAGUCGGCACUAAGGUCAGACGUCUUCCUUGGACAGCUGUGAGGCAAAAGUCACACUGAGCAUCAUGAACCGUCCAGCCCCAGUGGAACUGUGCCACAAUAACAUGCGAUUUCUUAUCACACAUAACCCAACAGACAGCACACUCGGCUCUUUCAUUGAGGACCUGAAGAGAUUCGGGGCCACAACAGUGGUUCGAGUCUGUGACGUCACAUAUGACAAAACGCCACUGGAGAAAGAUGGCAUUACUGUGGUGGACUGGCCCUUUGAUGAUGGUGCCCCGCCUCCAAGCAUACUAGUAGAUGAUUGGUUGAGUUUAUUGAAGAAGAAGUUUCAGGAGGAGCCUGGAUGCUGCGUUGCUGUUCACUGUGUGGCAGGCCUCGGAAGGGCUCCUGUGCUGGUCGCGCUGGCUCUGAUAGAGAGUGGAAUGAAAUAUGAAGAUGCUAUUCAACUGAUCCGACAGAAACGUCGUGGAGCGAUCAACAGCAAACAACUAACUUACCUGGAGAAGUAUCGAUCCAAGCAGCGGCUUCGCUUUAAAGACACUCACACCCAUAAGAACAAGUGUUGCACUAUGUGAACGCACCCAAGCACAGUCGGUCACAUAUUUGCACAAAAUAAUACUCUAUUAAGGUUCUACCUAUGAAAUACUUUUGAAUUUGUUACCCUCCUUUCAAAACAAAUAUGUUUCCCAUUGAUAUUAACUUUGAAUCUUUAAAAAGAGUAUAAUAUUUGGGAUCUUUGCUUCAGUAGAUGUACCAGUGAUGAGAGAAUGGGAAAAUAGGUCAAGUCUGAUUGUUGAGGCUUGUUGAAGUUGCUUAGUAACACACACAAGACAAUUAUUUAAAGAAAGGCAGGUUAAUCUUGCAGCAAGUGAUCACAGCUACACCACUAGCGAGUCAUUUUUUGUUAUACAAAUAUUAAUUAUAAUUUGUGGAUACCAGAUUUCUGAUUAAUGGAUGCUGCCAAAUUUUCUAACUUCAAACAAUUCAAAGGAAAGAAAAAUAUUGUAAGGGCUCAACUUCCCAGAGAUUUUUUUUUUCGCAGGCAAAUAUCAAUGCUGUAAGCAUGAUGGUACCUAUAAAGCCUUCUCUUUGGUUUUCACAACCAAUGUUUGUGUGUUUACAUUUCAGAGUGUGCAUUUUGCUAUCUUCAACUGACUGGUGUUGUAGAGAAGGUUUUGGGAUAAACAAUAUAGUAACGAUAAACAUGAACUUAUAUGAUCAAAAAUGCCUGAAAGGUGUGGACUAAAUGUAAAUAUUAAAGAAUACAUAUUGAAUCAUGGUCUCCUUUCAUUUUUUUUGUCCUCUGCCAGGCUUAAAAUUGUGAAGAGCUCCUCCUGGAAAUUUGCCAAUAUAAUUGAAUACUACAGUGGGAGUGGUGUGCAAACUUAUAAGACAAAAAAGGGGGUUGCCCAAGUAAUGUAUUCGUUUCAUUCAAGUUCUGUAGUGUUGCACACUAACGUCGUUUGCUCAAAGGUAAACCAGUUAGACAGCUUUUAAAGUCUUCACACCCUAUUUAAUUGUAACAAUUGUCAUAAAUAA
Molecule: messenger RNA, 2274 nt
Organism: Corythoichthys intestinalis (scribbled pipefish)
Lineage: Eukaryota; Metazoa; Chordata; Actinopteri; Syngnathiformes; Syngnathidae
Product: protein tyrosine phosphatase type IVA 3-like
Exons: 7
Coding region: 798-1310 (170 amino acids)
Biological process (GO): protein dephosphorylation
Cellular component (GO): cytoplasm; nucleus
Molecular function (GO): protein tyrosine phosphatase activity
Source: RefSeq, a predicted model, not a curated record